Messenger RNA from Symbiodinium natans, 4584 nucleotides. Lineage: Eukaryota; Dinophyceae; Suessiales; Symbiodiniaceae. The record is from the annotation of a GenBank genome assembly.
AUGUCAUCAUCUGCACGGCUCAAGUACCGGAUCAUCAAAUGUACCUCUGAGGACCCCGAGUAUCCGGUGUCCGAGCUCCUAACGCACUCAUCCCAGACCAAGGGCUGGCAGACGGCCCGAUUCUGCGAUUUUCCACAGGAGAUCGGUCUGCAGUUUGAGACUCCAGUACACUUGAGGCAGGUCCAGUUCUUAUCCCACCAGAGCAAGAUUGCCACCAAAAUCGACCUCUACACCGCACUGCCUGCUGCAGGCCAGGCCUAUGAGGCCUUGAGCUUCAAACGCUUGGGCUACCUGUCGCUGGAUAGCAAUGAGCGCUCCCAGUUUCAAGCUCGGGAGUUGAAGAGUGUGUACGUUGAUGUCUCAGCACAGUACAUGAAGAUCUUGUUCCACAAGUGCCACGUCAACCGCUACAACAUUGUGAACCAGGUGGGCCUCAUAGCGCUGAACUGCUUGGGUGAGGCACUGGGGCCAGACCUGGCGAUGGGACCACCACCACCGAACCCGGCACUGGUGAGGGGCCCCUCCGAUGGCUACCCGGCACCCCAAGCAUCGCCGCCGCCGCCAUCGCAACCGUCGGUGCAGGAUUCUGCCCAGGCUGCUGCAGAUGAGAUGCGCUAUGAUUCGCAGACCUUGGAACGAAUACGUUCCCUGUCGAAUGCAAAGUCCAGGGCCGUCGAUGCCGAAGACUACGAGGAGGCGAAGCGCUGCAAGGAAAUGCUUGCGAGGCUGCGCCAAACCGGCCUUUUGCUCCGGGAACUGGAGGAUCGAAAGAAGGCCGCUGUACAAAAUGAAGACUACGAUGCCGCGAAAGCGUUGAAAAGCGAGAUCGAUCGCCUGCGCAGUGCGAUCGAGCGGCCGGAGCCUACAAAGGCCGAGCGGCCGCAUUCGGGCAGGAGUCAGCGCAGCAACAGCCUCGGGCCAAUCAGCCGUGCUGGGGCUGGAAGUCCUGACUUCGCCAGCCACGGCGUGCCGCGCGGCGGGCACCAGCCGCAGAUGUCGCAAAAGCCCGAGGCUGUUGCGGCUGUCGCGUCGCCAGGGCCAGCGCCCCCCUCCCGCGGUAAGCGCUCGCCCUCGCCAGGCCUGCCAGCAUUCCCCGUGGCGGGCAUGGAGCUCUCCGCCAUUGCCGGCGGCGGGUGGGGCCCGGGUGGCAAGAACGCCGCCCCUGGGUGCACGCCCAAGGAGCUGCCACCGGAGCAGCCGCCGCUGUCUGCGCGCAGCGCCGGUCCCGGUUUCGAUGCAGCCGACCACCCACUGAGCGGUGUGCCCAAUGUGGAGGACUUGAGUCAACCAGAGCCACUGAACAGCAGCUUUCAGAAGGAAGCGGAGCCACUCAUUGAGCUCUUUGGCGAGUACCUGACGAACUGUGUCUACUCGAAGACAUGGAGCUUGCGCGAUGCCGCUCUGCAGAAGUUAACUUUGGAUCUGCAACAAGGCAAGCACCAGUCGAUAGAUCAGAGUCGGCUUCUUGCGGGCUACGUGGUCGUGCUGAAGCGAAUGGUGCCAGACAAGAACGUCCAGGUGUUCCUGGCUGCAGCGACGCUGCUGCAUACGGUUUGCCAAGAACUCCUGGGCCGCUCCGGGCCGCGACGUUCAGAGGCACACGCGGCUCUCGACCCUUUGAUGCCUUUACUGGUGGAUCGCUUGGGAGAUAGCAACGCGCGGGUGGACAAAGCAGCAAGGGAUGCUCACUUGUGUGACCUCAUGCGCUGCCCUACGGUUGGCGCCACCUUCACCGCGCAGUACCUGCUUAGGCCGCCCAAGAAGAAAUCCGUGAAUCCUCGGGUCUACAUCUCGCGGCUACUUACCAGUAUGGUCACGGAGGCAGGGAUCCAGCCAGAGAGUAAGGAAGGGCUGCCCUUGGAUCCCACGGUGCAGCUUGCCAUGGAGAAGUACCUUGCCAACCUCCGGCAGGCGCAGCGCGAGAUCUUCGAUGAAGAGUUCGACCGGGUGGACUCAGGCGACGGCCUCGGUGCCGGGGAGGACAACCUGGGUAUGCCGACCCAGCGCACGGCGCGAACGGCCGGCAGCAACCGGUCGACCCCCAAAGGCAUUGUUGCGGGGGCCAUUCCCGAGGAGGCCGCUGUCGAGGUAGAGGAUGUGACCAAGUGCCAGUUCUGCGGCCUUCGCAACCCAGAGGCCACGCAAGAGGCCAUGGACGUCCACUACUGGCGAGAGUGCCCAAUGCUGACAUCAUGCCAGUUCUGUGAGCAGGUCAUCGAGAUUGCAACGUUGGCAUCCCAUUGGAGGGAGGAAUGCGAGCAUAGAAGUGCAGCGACCGAGGCCUCCAAGGACCUGGCACGGAUUGGCUCCAACACAUCCUCCGUGAUGGGUGCGCAGGAUCUCGAGGCGAUAAAGCUGCUUGAGGCCGCAUACGCCCAGGAGUUUGUCCGCCUGCGUCGUCUUCUGCACUCCAUGGGGCAGGAGAUCCCACAUGCCAUCGCCUCCGACCGGCCAGCAUCCUACUGGAGCCACCAGGAUCGGGCCCUGGACUUGAUCCUGGCAGCCAAAGACAGCUACCAGGAACAGACGGGCAGGCUUUGCACUUCUGCUGCCUCUGCCUGUGGCCGCGCAAAACGCUGGGCGGGAGCUUUGGCAUUGUUGCUGGACCUUCAGCACUCGAGGCAAAAGCUGCUGGUGAUCAGUCACAACACCGCGAUCAGUGGCUGCGAGAAGGGCAAACAGUGGCAGCAUGCCUUUACUCUGGUGGAGUCCAUGCAGAAUGACGCCAUGAGAGCCGAUGCUGUGAGCAUUGGUGCCCUGAUGGCGGCGUUGGCCGGAGAGAUGCGUUGGUCCCGCGCGCUGGAGCUGCGUGAGGACUCGGAGCGUCACGGACAGUUGAACAUCAUCGGCUGCAACUCCCUCCUCAGUGCAUUGGCGCGGGGAGGAUGCUGGGCCAAAGCGCUUUCCACACUUUGCCAGAUGUCUCUCCUGGGUCCAGCACCAGAUAAAGUCAGCUUCAGCGCCGUUGUGGCCGGCUUAGCUGAGGGUGCUUGGGCGUUGGCCCUGGACGUCCUGGAAGUGGCACGAGAUCGAAGGGCCUUGGACACCCUGCUUUGCACCGCCAUCAUCGAUGCCUGUGCAUCAGGCGGACACUGGCAGGGUGCCCUUGAACUCUUGUCGGCCAUGGCAUUCGAUGAGGUUCGAAGGGACACCGUGGCCUUCAGCGCAGCCAUUAGUGCCUGUGAAAAAGGCAAUGAAUGGCAACCGGCGCUCGUGCUUCUGGAGGACACAAGCGCUGCCAGGCUGAGGGCGGAUGUGGCGCUGAUCAACGCAGUGCUCAGCGCCUGCGAAAAGGGCGGCGAGUGGCAACGGGCUCUGGCACUGUUGAGCAGCGUACCUCGCCGCCGCCUACACCCAACCCAGAUCAGCUUCAAUGCUGGAAUGAGCGCCUGCGAGAAAGGACAGCAGUGGCAGGCCGCGCUUCAGCUGCUUGCGCAGAUGCAGGAGAUGGAUGUGGAGCCAGACGUCAUCAGCUGCAACGCAACUCAGCUGGUCAUGCCCAUGCCGGUCCAGACAGCUUCCGUCGAACCCGCGCCUGCUGCGGUGGCUCCGGAAACGGAUGAAGCGCAAGCUCCCUCGGCAGUGGCCAAAACAUCAGCCGCUGGGAGGGAUGGAGACGAUCCGAUCGUGGGCCGUGUUGCGGAUUAUCUGAAGCCCAGGAAACACACACUGUUCUUGGAUAAUGCUUUUGCCCCAGAAGGUUACUGGAAUGCCGUUGUCUCUGCUUACACGGCCCACUUCUUGGUGAUGGCCGACGAAGUGAUCAAAGAUGAAGAAAGCAAAGGCCUGGUUCAGGGCGCCAGGGACAAUCUCGUCAGCGAAUGCACGAACAUGGGCCUGAUCAGCGCCUUGAUGCUCACCGUGAUCGUGCCGAUGGCCUUUGAUCAUGUCACCGACUGGCUCGAAGAGGACUUCGUGGGCAGCGGCUAUAUCUUCUUGGACGGCUACAUUGGCCAAGCCAUUGGUGAGGCACACGUGCAAGAGGCUUUGCCCUUCAUGAAUGAUUUGGUCAUGGUCUUCUAUGUGGUUUCCUUUCUGGGAUACCUCUUCUCGACCAUCAUGACGGUCGUCAUCCUUCUUUGCGUGGGAGAAGUUCAAAGCGAGAUGGGCUGUCACGUGUUCCUGAAGAACAUUGGGUUCAUGUCGCGGCUGCCGUAUCUAUGCUUUCUGGUUGGCUGCCUUUUUGCGCUUCCAUGUCUUAUCCGCUUUCUGGUGACCGUGAAAACACUUGGAGGCCUCAUCAUCCUGUGCGUCAUUGUGGCCAUCCUAUGCCUGUUCAUGGCAUGCCUCUCUCCUCUCUACAUCCAGAGCGCCAUCAAGGCCCACAACAUCGUCCACGAGUUCGAAGACCUGCACCUCACGAAGGCCGAAGCCCAAGAAGAUGUAGAUGCCUGGUUUGGGCACAAUCCUCAGGGAGGCACGCUGAGCGGCUGCCUAGCAGAGUUGGGCGCGGUGGUGCGCCAUAAGAAGAAGGCCAGCAACGUCGUCGUUCCGCUGGACAGCAUCUCAGCACAACAGGCGGCCUUUUUCUUCCACAAGCGGCAGGCCACCCAGGGUUUAGGGUUCUCAGGGUUUAGGGUUUAG